CUGACAUCCCCGGCACCAAGGCUGCUGUGCGGCAGAGCAGCGCGGCCCCGGAGACGAGCCCAGAGAGGCAGAGUGGAGCCAGUGAGGACCCAGCACUGCCCAUUUGGUAGGUGCGGUGCUGGGAGAGGCUGUGCUGGUGGGGCAGCGCUGGGCGGGCGGGCUGGGAGCCCGCGGCUGCCCCGGCCCGUCGCACCGGCCCGGCUCCGAGCGGCGCUGGCAGCGCCCCAGGGCCGCUGCUCCGGGUCCCGACCUGGAUCUCGGCAUGUCUGCGGCACAGCCGGCGGACACCCCAGACCCUGGAGAGGCUGGGACAUGCCCGGAGGAUGUCCCCUCCCUCAAGGAAAUCGAGCAGCUGCUGAGCACUGGGCGGCCCUCUUGCAACCACGUUGAUGAAGUUUGGCCUAAUCUCUUCUUAGGGGACCUAGUAACAGCGCACAAUAGAUUUGUUUUGUGGAAGAUGGGUGUGACCCAUGUUUUAAAUGCCGCCCAUGGCACAGCAUACAGCCACGGAGGCCAGGACUUUUAUGGAGCAACCAUUGAUUACUAUGGUGUACCAGCCCAUGACCUGCCAAGCUUUGACAUCAGCCAGUUCUUUUUCUCUGCUGCACAAUUUAUCCACAAUGCCUUGAACACGCCAGGAGCCAAAAUAUUGGUACACUGUGCCGUUGGAGUAAGCAGAUCAGCUUCUCUAGUCCUAGCAUAUCUCAUGAUAAAUCACCACCUCCCAUUAGUUGAAGCCAUCAAGACAGUGAAGGAGCAUCGAUGGAUUUCACCCAAUCGUGGUUUUCUGAAGCACCUGCGAAACCUGGAUGUUCAGCUACGGCAAAGGAAGGACUGCUGAACAGGCAACCCUAUCUCCAUUCACUUUACUGAGUUUCACCCUUCAGAGCCAUUGUGCAUAUGCAACUUCCCAUGAUCAGUGCACAUUACAAAAAUUAAGAAAAUGAUGCAUCGAAAUAAAAGCCCAACAGAAUGGUAAAUGGAUUAAUUCUGAUUGCUCAGUCCCUCCAAAACCAGCCCAGCCAACAGCAGCACUGUAACCACUGCACAGGGUGGAACUGCUGUGCCUUGAGCAGUGCUACUCAGUGAUUCCACUGAAGUGGUUAAGACAAAGUUUGUCCCUGGUUUCUGCUUGUGCCGGUGGCAAGUUCAGUGUUUGCAUCUAGCUACAAAGGAUGUUCGAGUCCCCUUUGCUUGGAAGUGUUAACAGAAUCAUCUUUCUCAGUUUGGUUAUAGUUCUCACAGGCAUGUUCUGCUAAGAAAAAUUUUGUGUUUCAGGGUGAUGAUGAGACAAGGGCAGUUUCUUGAGAGCCCAGACACUUGUACAGAAACGUUCCUCUUUUGCUGUUCUGCCAAAUAUUGUGGUGUUAUAGAAAGCUGUGAAAGCCACACCAUCAGAAGACCCACACCAUCAGAAUAAAUGCUUAUGAUGCUUCUGCAGCC
Messenger RNA from Ficedula albicollis (Collared flycatcher), 1443 nucleotides. RefSeq names its product dual specificity protein phosphatase 13-like. Gene Ontology annotation, cellular component: cytoplasm. Bases 263 to 841 code for a protein of 192 amino acids. The record is from RefSeq and is a predicted model, not a curated record. The transcript has 3 exons. Lineage: Eukaryota; Metazoa; Chordata; Aves; Passeriformes; Muscicapidae. Gene Ontology annotation, biological process: protein dephosphorylation; negative regulation of MAPK cascade. Gene Ontology annotation, molecular function: MAP kinase phosphatase activity; protein tyrosine/serine/threonine phosphatase activity.